CGUCCGCGCGCAAGCCGCCGAUCCCGCACUCACUCACACACAACACAAUAAUAACAUAUAUAAAUAUCUCAAAGUCCAGGGUGUAAACAGAGGGGGGAAAAUAAUGCCGCGAGGCCGACCUCCUAAAACAACGAUAAAGAACUCUGAGGCGGAUAAUUUACUGCAGCUGAAUGCAGACAAUGCAAAUGGUUUUCUUGAGCCCCAGGAAUCUCAAUACCAUGGUGCUCAUAAAUGCGAUGUUUGUUUCCAAACAUUUCCCAAAUAUAAUCAAUUGCAGCGCCAUAUCCGGGAGCAUGAGGAAAAUGACAAGCCUUAUCGAUGUGACCAAUGCUCAACAUCCUUUAAUAUGGAGAUUAAUCUCAUAUUGCACAAAGCUACUCACAAUACAAUUGACCCGACUUGUCCCGUGUGCAGCAAGAAGUUCUCCCGUGUGGCCAGCCUUAAAGCUCACAUCAUGCUCCAUGAAAAAGAGGAAAACCUGAUCUGUACAGAAUGUGGAGACGAAUUUACCCUGCAGAGCCAACUUAGCAGGCACUUGGAAGAACAUAGGCAGGAGCUAAAUGGAAACCGAGUACACAACUGCAAGAUUUGCACUAAGGAAUUUGAAAGGCUUUCUCAGCUACGAGAACAUAUGAAAUCACACUACAGGGUUAGGUCAUCGCUGUGUACCAAACAGUACAAGCGACAUGUUGAUAGAUCAGGCUUCUCUCAUCGUUGUGAACAUUGUGGAAAAACUUUUCAAAAGCCUAGUCAGUUGAUUCGACACAUCAGAAUACAUACAGGCGAACGACCAUUUAAAUGCAGUGAUUGCGGAAAAGCUUUUAACCAGAAAGGGGCGCUACAAAUCCACAUGAUCAAGCAUACAGGCGAAAAACCCCAUUUUUGUCUUUUCUGCCCAGCAUCUUUUUCACAGAGGGGCAAUCUACGAGCACAUAUACAGAGGGUUCAUACUGAGGUGAAGGAUGGUGACCAGCCAGCAUAUCAGUGUGAGGAAUGCAGUUGUGUAUUCAGAAAACUGGGAAGCCUUAAUGCACACAUCAGCAGGAUGCACUCAGAUGGAUCAGAAUCAUCUCGAGUGAUCACUGACACCGCUCACAGUGUACUGACAGCUGGGUCAUCGCCAGUAACCUCUGCAGGAGGUCACCAAGGAGCACAAGCUGUAACUGACGUAAUACAGCAGCUUCUGGAGCUGUCAGAGCAGGUUACUGGAGAGGGAACACAGUCUCAGCAACCAGUACAGCAAAUCACCAUUGAAGGCAGUAUUAAUCAGGAUAUCUUGCAACAAGCCUUAGAAAACAGUGGACUGACAACUAUUCCCAUUCAAGCACAUCAGUCCGACUCUGGUCAACAAAGGUCUGCAUUAUCACGAAGUCAGUCCCAGGAUGCACAGACUGCCCCUCUUCAACAGACUCCAUCUUCUACUCCGCAAUCUCACCAACAACGAAUGGAAAAACUGUCUGGCAAAGAGAAUGUGGAUGUGGUGAAAAAGAUGAUGAUGUAUCCGGGAUCUGUCCGUCGAGUGAAUGGAAUUAGAUGGCACAUGUGUACGUACUGCACAAAAGAAUUUAAAAAGCCUAGUGAUCUGGUACGACAUAUUCGUAUUCACACUCAUGAAAAACCAUACAAGUGCACUCAGUGUUUCCGGGCGUUUGCUGUGAAAAGUACUCUCACUGCUCACAUGAAGACACACACUGGCAUCAAGGAAUUCAGAUGUCCCAUGUGUGCAAAGAUGUUUUCUACUCAAGGGAGUUUAAAGGUUCAUCUUCGGCUACACACAGGAGCCAGACCGUUUGACUGUCCACACUGUGACAAAAAGUUCCGCACCUCAGGGCAUCGCAAAAGUCACAUUGCUUCACACUUCAAAAAUUUACAGCUUAAAAAACGGUUUCCACGCAAACCAGCCAAGACACGAAUUUUAAGAAGCAGCAUCACGUUAACUGACAUACCUCUUCAGGAGCCUAUCCUCAUCACUGAUUCAGGUCUCAUUCAGCAAACACCACGGAAUAGCCAGUUAUACAGUCAUUACCUGGCCAAUGGCAUCAUGUCUGAUGGACUAGGAGGGGAUAGGCCAUACAAAUGUGCAUAUUGCAACAAGGGUUUUAAAAAGUCUAGCCAUCUUAAACAACAUAUCAGAUCGCAUACUGGUGAAAAACCUUUCAAAUGCUCACAGUGUGGGAGAGCCUUUGUUUCAUCAGGUGUCCUUAAGUCUCACAUCCGGACGCAUUCUGGCCUCAAGGCUUACAAAUGUUUGAUUUGUGAUGGCACGUUCACUACUAAUGGCAGUUUGAAGAGGCAUAUGUCAACACAUAGUGAGGUCCGUCCUUUCAUGUGCCCCUAUUGUCAGAAGACUUUCAAGACUUCUAUGAAUUGUAAAAAACAUAUGAAGACACAUAGGUACGAACUUGCACAGCAGAUACAGCAGCAGCAGCAACAGCAGGCAUCAUUAGAUGAUGAUGGCUUAGUUGAACCUAUGGAACAGCAAUCUGACUCAACUAAUGGCCAAACGCAGGCUCACCUUCAACCUGAGGAACUGCAGCCAUCUUCGACAGUAAGCAAUGAUCAAGAAACCUUGCUAGGUCUGAGCCAAGAACAAGUUGUGGGAUCUCAGCAAACUGGUCUUGGCCAGCAGCUUGCAGACCAGCAACUUGUCCAGGAUGAAGAUGCCUUUGUGACAACACAGCAAAAUAUCAGCCAGUUUGAUCAACAAACUAUAACACAGCAGACGUUUGAUCAACAGAGCCUGGCCCAAGGUUUCACUAUCGCUGAUAGCUUUGGUCAACAGGGUCAGUUUACAGCUGUGCAACAGUUGCAGGACUCCAGUAGCCUGGAGUCACAAGCUCUAACUCCCAGUUACCAUCAGCAAAGUCUACUUCAGGUGCCAACUACAGACAGCAUUAAUGUGACGACCCGUUUAUUGCAUGAGCCGCCAUCCGGAAACCUGCAUCUUCAAAGCCAUCGCUCAACAUUCCAUUCCGACAGUGAGGACCAAGUUAGACGAACAUACAGGUGUGAGUUCUGCACGAAAGGUUUCAAGAAAUCAAGCCAUCUGAAACAGCAUGUACGUUCUCACACUGGCGAAAAACCCUUCAAAUGCCUCCAGUGCAGUCGAUGUUUCGUCUCCUCAGGAGUUCUGAAAGCUCAUCAGCGGACACACACAGGUAUCAAAGCUUUCAAAUGCACUGUUUGUGAUGCCACCUUUACUACUAAUGGGAGCCUAACAAGGCACAUGGUAAUUCAUACCAGUCUGAGACCAUUUAAAUGCCCAUUCUGCGAUGACACUUUCCGAACAUCACUUCACUGCAAGAGGCACAUGAAGAUUCAUCAAGUAACGGUAGGAGUUGGAGAUGAAGAUGAUGAAAAUCUGGAAAGGCCUGUUGUGCGAAGGUCACGGAUUGGAAUCAUCACAUUUACAGAUGAGGAGACAGCGGAAUUAGCCAAAACUGAAACACGAUUAGAUGCCACUGUUUCGGAAAAAGUAUUAGUCCAAUCAGCAGCAGAGAAAGAUCGAGUCAGUGAAAUCAAGGAUAAGAGUACAGAGGUGGAAGAAGAGCCUAAACAUGCAAAUCAAUGCACAUUUUGCACAAAGAGUUUCAAAAAGCCUAGUGACUUAGUUAGACAUAUACGAAUUCAUACUGGAGAGAAGCCAUUUAAGUGUGAUGAAUGUGGGAAGAGUUUUACAGUCAAGUCUACACUGGACUGCCAUUUAAAAACCCACACAGGUCAGAAGCACUUCAAAUGCCAUGUAUGUAGCUCUCCAUUCUCGACAAAAGGUAGCCUAAAAGUUCACAUGCGACUGCACACAGGAGCAAAGCCUUUUAAAUGCCCACAUUGUGAUGUGCGUUUCCGAACUUCAGGGCAUAGAAAGAGUCACAUACAAUCUCACUUUAAGCCCACGCCACUGCCAAAGAAAAUUCGGAAGCCUGCGACACGUCAAACAACAGAAAGCUUACAGCCGGUAAACUUGCUGACUACUGCAAAUGUUUACAUCACGAACAAUGGAGUUCUUACCAGCCAAUUUGAUCAGAACCUUCUCCAACAGGGAUUAGUUGGUCAAGCUAUUCUUCCUGUUUCGGUGUCAGCUGGAGGUGAUUUGACAUUGUCACUUACUGAUGCUGGCUUUGCCACUCUUGAAGGAAUACAGCUACAACUUGCUUCUGCUAACUUGGUUGGGCAGAAUGUCCAAAUCUCUGGAAUUGACCCCAGCAAUAUAAACAACAUCACACUACAGAUUGAUUCAAGCAUUUUGCAGCAGACGUUGCAACAAGGCAAUAUACUCCCUCAACAAAUAACUACUGAAACAAACCUAGCACAGCAAGCUGGGACUCUCCAAGCAACAGAUAAUACAGUGCCUGCUAAUGUGGUCAUCCAGCCACUCAGCAGUCUGCCAAUGCAACCAACAGUAUCGUCAUCAACUACCAUGGCAAUGGGAAGUCUGACUGAACAAGAGAAUGUUCUGACGAGCAGUUCAGGAACACAAGAUAUCUCUCAGUCCCCAGAACUUGCCUCAAGUUCUAGUGGUAAACAGGAAAUGACGCUGACGAUUAAUAAUUCUAACCUCAGUCAGGUAUUAGCACAAGCUACCAAUGCCACUUGUGCCAAUCCAACAGGAACACCACAAGAGAUAUCACUCACAAUAUCAGGUCAGGAUAUCAUUCAGCAGCAUGGCAGCACUGGUAGUGGUGAAAUGAAUGGAGGGAUCCAAUUGGAAACAUCAGUGAAUAAUCAACCUAGUGCUGCCACAUUGACUAUCAGCAAUGAUCAAAUUCUGAAUCAGGGCUCCAGCCUUAAUACUACAAGUGCCAACAUACCAGGGUUGAGUUCAACUGCAAACAGUUUGGCAUCUUCCCUCACUACGUCCCUUUCCCAAACUACUGUCCCUACCCAGAAUCUUGAGAUGUCGUCUGCUAAUAUGGGUGGAGAUGGCAGUGUUACUCUUACUUUGACUGACACCCAAAGCAUGCUGUCUGCUGGUUUAGACACAGUCACACUCAACAUAGCUGCUCAGGGGCAACAAUUUCCAACAGUGGUUCCUGAAGCAACUCUCCCAGGCCAAACUGCAUCAACUCAUCCACAGGUUAUAUUGGUCAGUCAGGCACCACAAGAUUCAGCUGGUACCCAAGAUGAGACAACCUCAUACCAGGUAACUGAGACAACGAUUAGUUUUACAGAAGACAGUCAGACAGAUGAUGAGGGCCAGAUAAAUCACUGUCCCAAUUGUAGCCAAAGCUUCUCUUCAGGCUCCAUGCUCCGUCGACAUUGCCGCGAAGCCCAUGGGGAGGAACGAAUCCACAUAUGCAACGUCUGCAGCAAAGCCUUCAAACGAGCAGCCCAUCUCAAGGACCAUCUUCAGACACACCAACCUGGACCUUCUCCCAGCAGUCAGAAACCUAAACUUUAUAAAUGUGAAUCCUGCGACAAGGCAUUUGCUAAACCAAGCCAGCUAGAGAGGCACAAUCGGAUCCACACAGGUGAACGGCCAUUUCAAUGCAACCUCUGUGAAAAAGCCUUCAACCAAAAAAAUGCACUGCAAGUACAUAUGAAGAAACAUACUGGUGAGAGACCAUACAAGUGUGACUACUGCGGAAUUUCUUUCACACAAAAAGGCAAUAUGAAGAUACAUAUGAAGAGGGCACAUGGUUUUCCUGGUGGUGCUCAGGACACAGGAAGUAGCCAAGAACAAGAAGGAGAUGAUGUAAGCCGUGGUCUUGACCUAGUGGAAGUUGUUCCAGAAUCUACUAAUGAAUGGCACUGUAGGAUAGCAAAUGUAUUCAAUUAACUUCUCUCUCCAAGUGAUAUGCAAGCGCAACAAAUUGCGUGUCCAACAAACUUUUUUUUUCUAUUGGUCAGAUUCUUUCAGUUUCCAUCAAUGUUACAUAUCAAGAGUUUGAAAGGUACUGCACCCAAGUCAUGCAAGAAGUCAAACCGGUACCAGGUUUGUCAAUGUGUGUCAAAUAAACUGCUAAAACAAAGAGUUGUCCUUCAGCUAAAGGGCUAAAAUCAUGAAGUACUUAGUUUAUGACCAAUCAGCAUGCAAUGCUAAAUAGUAUUCUGAAGCAAAAGUGGAUGAGAUCCAGUUUCAGGAAAAUGCAGCUCAUGAAGUAUACUGACAUAACGAUCCACUUUGAAGUCUCUCUGCAGAGGAAACCUAGGCCUUUUACUGCUGUGCAGGGCACAGUUUCUUGUGGUAUCAAGAGUAGCACUGCAAACCUAAAUUAGAUUGGCCUGGUUGCUUCGGCAGAAUACUGGACAUUGGGGAAACCAUGCCGCACAUCUGUCAUCUGGCCAUUUCAUGGCUCUGCCACUGCUCAACCAAAUUGGCUGCCAUAUUUCCAGAGAACUUUUAAUUAUGAUCUGCCUGGUAGUUCUUCAGAAUGUUUGUAGUGUUAUGAAUUGUCACUAGUGUGACUGACUUUCAGAAUAUAUAAUUAUUCCAUGUAUUAAAAUAAAUGUGUGAAUUUUGUUGCAUUCCAAAGAUUAUUUUUAUAAUUGUUCCCCACAUCUAUAACACGUUUGUGCGUUUGAUAAAAAAAAACAGAUGGGGAACUUGUACAUGGCUGUAUAUAUUGUCUGCGUUCUAAGGCUAAAGUAUUUUCAGUUUGCACUGUUAACACAUGGGCACUUCUUCUUUUCAGUAUUGUACUUUUUCUCAUUGUAUUUUUAACAAAUGUUCAUUCUUCGCUCUUCACCAGUUUCUCCCUACCCCAACAACCCUGCUGUACAACUUUGUGCAUCAUUUUUUGACUUUGGAACAAGCUGGAAAAAAAUUGUGACAUUUGUAAAUUCUCUUCGGAUAUAAAUAUAACAUAAAGCAUCUUGAAUGAUGAUCAAAGGAUGAACCUUUUUCUGUCUCCAAUGGAGCUUUUUUUUGUUUGAACAAUUUAAGUGCUUUGUAAUAUAAAUUGUA
Molecule: messenger RNA, 6904 nt
Organism: Hemiscyllium ocellatum (epaulette shark)
Lineage: Eukaryota; Metazoa; Chordata; Chondrichthyes; Orectolobiformes; Hemiscylliidae
Product: zinc finger protein 236-like
Exons: 32
Coding region: 104-5776 (1890 amino acids)
Biological process (GO): regulation of transcription by RNA polymerase II
Cellular component (GO): nucleus
Molecular function (GO): DNA-binding transcription factor activity, RNA polymerase II-specific; RNA polymerase II cis-regulatory region sequence-specific DNA binding
Source: RefSeq, a predicted model, not a curated record